Messenger RNA from Balaenoptera musculus (blue whale), 792 nucleotides. Its product is annotated as translation initiation factor IF-2-like. The record is from RefSeq and is a predicted model, not a curated record. Bases 1 to 666 code for a protein of 221 amino acids. NCBI's taxonomy places the organism in Eukaryota, Metazoa, Chordata, Mammalia, Artiodactyla, Balaenopteridae. The transcript is spliced from 2 exons.
AUGACUCACGGCGGUUGGCAGGGCUCUAGAGAGGCUGGCCCCGGCCCGCGCUCCAGCCCGCAGCAGAUGCCUGCCCGGCCCUCCCCCCUUCGCCGGCCAAACCCACUCGGAGCCCGCGCCUGCGGGAUCGCCCUGCGCAUCCGUUGGACCCGGGCGGCCAGGACUCUGCCCGUGCCUCCCGCAGGCGCCCGCCGUGUCCGCGACACCCUCGGCCGCGGGGCCGCCUCUCCCCCCGCCUCUGUGGUCCCGGCCGGGCACUCCGGAAAGUUGCUAGGGCAGUGGAGGCGGGAGGGGAGGCAGGGAGGAGAGAGGCGGAGGCGUGGACCAGGCGGGCAGCAGCCGAGCCCGCCGGGGAGCGCCGCGGCGUCCAGACCUGGUGGCAUCCCUCCUACUGACCCCCGUCCCCCAGGACAAGGGAAGAAGCGGCCACCGAGGACCCUGGGGUCUCACCAGAGCCGCGGUCCCCACCCGCCCCUAGACUCGCCUCGGUGCGCGCGGGCUGCAGCGCGAGCAGCCCUACAGGCGGCGGCGGUUCCCGCCCGGGUGAAGGCUCCGCGGCGCUCGCCCUCCCCGGGAAAAAAGCCCGCGCCGCCUCCGCGCCCAGCAGCGCCCCGGCCCCCCAGCCGCCCCGGGUCCCGCUCCGGCCGGUGCGCGUCCACUCGGUGACCCCGGAGCAGCCCCGGGGCCGGAAGGGCGCGCGGGAGCCAGUCAGCCCCAGCAGACGCCCGAGGGGACCGGCUGUCGCGCUCCACCCGGCCCGGCCUCUCCGCCCCCGCCGCCCGCCCCCAGCCC